GUUAUCGAGGCCCAAAACCUUUCGGCUGCCUAUGAAAUCGUGCUGUCACAGACCUGCUGGGAGCUGUGUGAGCAGCAACGAAUCAGGGCCAACUAUAUUGCUGGCAGAAGGGCCGUGAAGGUUAUGGGAAUGAGGCACUUAAGUCGCCAGGAAUACCAAGAUGCUGUAGGCCAGCUGAACAUGUACAGAGGGGAUUGGCAUGGGGAAGAGAUGGCCCUCCGAAGGCCGGUUCUUAGGAGCUCUGCUGGUCCUGAAGUGGGAGCGAGGCUGGAGAAGCACAUAUCGACAGCUGUUCUCCAGAAGCUUUAUCAGAACGUGCCACUGGAGCUGUGCUCGGAGCUACGGCCGGUCACCUGCCUCUUUGUCCAGCUGCAGUUUGCUGACAAGAUCAGCACAGUGGAGCUCAGCAGCAGCCUCAGCAAUAGCAGCAGUAUGAUUUCAGAAAUCAUCAGCCCUCACAAGGGUGAAAUCAACAAAAGUCUUCUGUUUGACAAGGGUUGCACCUUCCUCUGCGUGUUUGGAUUUCCGGGAGAAAAGCUGGCCUGUGAGAGCACCCACGCCUUGGAAUGUGCUAUGCAGAUCCUCUGCAUGGCCUCCACGGAGCUGGGAAAACUCCAGCAAGUUUCUGUCGGGGUCAGCAGCGGGACGGUGUUCUGCGGCCUCACUGGCCAUCCCGAGAGGUUUGAACACACAGUCCUUGGCUUUAAGGUGAAUUUGGCCGCCCGCAUGAUGAUGGCCUACCCAGGGAUGGUGUCCUGUGAUGCAGAGACGUAUGCAGCCUCUCGCCUGCCCAGCUACUGCUUCAAAGAGUUGCCACAGAGAGACAUGAAAGGUGUUACCAAUCCCGUCACCAUCUAUCAAUACAUGGGGAUCACCAAGCAGUAAGUGUUC
This is a messenger RNA of Meleagris gallopavo (turkey), 891 nucleotides long. Lineage: Eukaryota; Metazoa; Chordata; Aves; Galliformes; Phasianidae. The record is from RefSeq and is a predicted model, not a curated record.